Molecule: messenger RNA, 2296 nt
Organism: Heterocephalus glaber (naked mole-rat)
Lineage: Eukaryota; Metazoa; Chordata; Mammalia; Rodentia; Bathyergidae
Gene: Rnf121
Product: ring finger protein 121
Biological process (GO): ERAD pathway
Cellular component (GO): endoplasmic reticulum membrane; Golgi membrane
Molecular function (GO): metal ion binding; ubiquitin protein ligase activity
Source: RefSeq, a predicted model, not a curated record
GAGGGGGCGAGCCGUGAAGAUGGCGGCAGUGGUGGAGGUGGAGGUUGGAGGAGUUGCUGUUGCGGAACGGGAGCUAGAUGAGGUUGAUAUGUCAGAACUCUCACCAGAAGAGCAGUGGAGGGUUGAGCAUGCACGCAUGCAUGCCAAACAUCGUGGCCAUGAAGCCAUGCAUGCUGAAAUGGUCCUCAUCCUCAUCGCGACCUUGGUGGUGGCCCAGCUUCUCCUGGUGCAGUGGAAGCAGAGGCAUCCCCGUUCCUACAAUAUGGUGACCCUCUUUCAGAUGUGGGUUGUUCCCCUCUAUUUCACAGUGAAGCUGCACUGGUGGAGGUUCCUAGUGAUCUGGAUCUUCUUCUCUGCUGUCACAGCCUUUGUCACCUUCCGAGCCACACGAAAACCUCUAGUACAGACAACCCCAAGGUUGGUUUAUAAAUGGUUCCUGCUAAUAUAUAAAAUCAGCUAUGCUACUGGCAUCGUUGGCUACAUGGCUGUCAUGUUUACCCUCUUUGGUCUUAACUUGCUAUUCAAGAUUAAACCAGAAGAUGCCAUGGACUUUGGUAUUUCUCUCCUCUUCUAUGGCCUCUACUAUGGAGUUCUUGAACGAGACUUUGCAGAAAUGUGUGCAGACUACAUGGCGUCUACAAUAGGGUUCUACAGUGAGUCAGGCAUGCCUACCAAACACCUUUCUGACAGCGUGUGUGCCGUGUGUGGGCAGCAAAUCUUUGUGGACGUCAGCGAAGAGGGCAUCAUCGAAAACACGUACAGGCUGUCCUGCAAUCAUGUAUUCCACGAGUUCUGUAUCCGCGGCUGGUGCAUUGUGGGAAAGAAGCAGACAUGUCCCUACUGCAAAGAGAAAGUAGACCUGAAGAGGAUGUUCAGCAAUCCCUGGGAGAGGCCUCACGUCAUGUAUGGGCAGCUGCUGGACUGGCUUCGAUACUUGGUAGCCUGGCAGCCUGUUAUCAUUGGCCUGGUGCAGGGCAUCAACUACAUCCUGGGCCUGGAGUAGUUGGGAAGUUGCAUCAAUGGAGAACCCACCCCACCCACUAUGGACCUCAGGGCGCUCUCCUCCCUGCCCACAAAGACCUCCUGGGUGGAAAAGACUCAAAAGGGUGCUUGGGCCACUCAGGACCCCCCUGGCUGUGUCCAGCGUGGGGAGGGAUGUGAUGGAGAGCCAGCAGUGGGGCUGUCAGCAGUGGGGGGAUUUUUAAAAGAAAACUAUUUUGAUGAAUAUAUUUAAAAAAAACCACCUUUUUUAUUGUGGAACAUAGGAGUUGCCCCCCUCCAGGCCUCACCCUGCCUGACAGGUUGGGAGCAGAGCCUUGAGAUUUUUGGUUUAAAGGAGCCUUCUCACCUUUGGUUGAGAGCACUGGUGGGUUCUCAGGUAGCUGGGGGCCUCAGCACACCCACCCCCCUUCUUUCCCUCUGCAGGGCUCAAGCUUAGGCCACCCCAUUUGGAAGAGCUGAGGAACUCAAGACUAGUGGCACAGUUGAGCACUGAGGGAUGAGGUAUCUUCCCCUCCACCCCAUCUGGGGUAUAGGAUGAGUGUUGUCUGUCUCCCCAGGAGACACUGUCCAGGAGCUAAAGGCUGGGUGAGGCAAGUGGCAGCUUCAUCAGUGACUUUUUCAUCAAGGGAAGUCCUGGGGCCUCGAUGUGUUUGGGACAACUGGAAGAAUCAGCAACAUGGGAAAUCUGCCCCUGAGCAGGGCUGGGGUCAGCCAAGAAUAGAGACCAUCUAUAUAUAGUUGAGCUGAGGAGACAACUUUUAGCAGCAAUGACUGAGAGAGAGCCUGUUGUGAAAGCUGAUCCUUUGGCCUGAAAGUGGUGAUGUGCCAAAGGUCACUGCCAUAUCACUUCCUUCUUGAAAGGGUGACGAGGAAUGUUUGUGUGUGCACAUGCGUGUGCAUACAUGUGCAUGCAUAGCAGAAGAACUGGCUAUGACAGAUGUCUAUUUCUCCCAGUCAGCAGACAGCUUGCCUUUGAAGCUAGUAGGGUAUUCUCAGCCUAGGAGGUAUCCGUGUGUGAAUGUCAUCAUUCCUGGGCUCUCUCUGCCCCUCACAACAGGAAUGGUGGAUGUGUGGGAAGGAGGAUAAGGCCUAGGUGAAUACAGGUUCUAAAAAGGGGCUUCCAGGCAGGCCUCAGCCUUGGUCCUGGGAGUUUUGAAGUGGGAGGGCUGUGGGCACUGGGUUCCUAGGGAAUCGGGUCCAACAGGGUCUACCCCUUCAAGGACAGAGAACCAAGCAGGGUCUUGUCACUCUCAUCUGAAUAAAGCUCCAUGAGCUGGGUUGGAAAGCUGAACAA